CGCUAAUCUGUAGGCGUUUAACUGCGCAUGCGCAUGCCAUUGCAUCUCCUUAGCAGUUGAGGUGAAGUUGGUUUCGUCAACAUUAUCAGUAAAAAUAUCCACCGACAGCCAUUCGUGCUGCUCCAGAUGACGACAGGCGGUUAGGUGAAGACCCAGAAGGCGCCAUGGAUGCAGUACAGGCUUUUAACGCGGAGAUGGUGUCCAUGAUGGACAUGAAGCCGCCAAUUUCCCGAGCAAAGAUGAUGUCCAUCACGAAAGCAGGGAUAAAAGCCAUCAAGCUUUAUAAACACGUCGUCCAGAUAAUUGAGAAGUUCAUCAAAAGGUGUGGUCCACAGCUGAAGGUCCCCGGCCUGUAUGUGGUGGACUCCAUCAUCAGGCAGUCUCGACAUCAGUUUGGAGAAGAUAAAGAUGUCUUUGGUCCCAGAUUUCUGAAGAACAUCAGCGAGACCUUCCACAGCCUCUACCAGUGUCCUCCUGACGAUAAGGUGAAGAUCUUGCGCGUGUUGAAUCUGUGGCAGAAGAACUCUGUGUUUGGUAUGGACGUCAUUCAGCCCCUGCUGGACAUGGCUGCAGUUUCACUCUUACCUGUUCUGGAGAAUGGCAGGACGCUGGGAGGGUCUCCAGCUGUGGAGAUAUCAGCCCAACUCCCCUCUGCCUCCAUCCCCGUCUCUGUGGACCGUCCCAUCAGUACUGGAGUCCUUCCAGAACCUCAUAUCUCAGCCAAUUUUCCUCAGCUGCAGAACCCAGCGGCUCUGCCCCAGCUGCAGAACCCGGUGGCUCUGCCCCAGCUGCAGAACCCGGUGGCUCUGCCCCAGCUGCAAAACCCGGCGGCUCUGCCCCAGUUGCGGAACCCGGCGGCUCUGCCCCAGCUCCAGAACCCGGCGGCUCUGCCCCAGCUGCAAAACCCGGCGGCUCUGCCCCAGCUGCAAAACCCGGCGGCUCUGCCCCAGUUGCGGAACCCAGCGGCUCUGCCCCAGCUCCAGAACCCGGCGGCUCUGCCCCAGCUGCAAAACCCGGCGGCUCUGCCCCAGCUGCAAAACCCGGCGGCUCUGCCUCAGCUCCGGAACCCGGCGGCUCUGCCUCAGCUCCGGAACCCGGCGGCUCUGCCUCAGCUCCAGAACCCGGCGGCUCUGCCUCAGCUCCAGAACCCGGCGGCUCUGCCUCAGCUCCAGAACCCGGCGGUUCUUACGGCUAUUGCUCAGUUUUUACAGUCCAGUCAGAGCCUCGAUCUCCAGCAGGUUCUGCAGACUCUCCAGCAGAGCAGUGUUAACGCCCAACCGGCUGACCAGAGCGCUGCUUCCUCUCAGCCAAAAAGCACAAUCGCAAAGGUUUUGCUUGACCGGUUCGAUUACGAUGAGGAACCAGAUGUGGAAGAACCAAAGCAGGAGGAAACGACUCCAGCUGUAAACCUUGUGGAUCUGCAGCAGGCUUUACAGGCUCAUCUGUUUGGUCAACUAUCUACCCAGUUGCUUCCAAACGUGCAAGCAGCGAUGCAGGCGGUGGGCUCUCAGUCGAUUCCUGGUUCGACACAGGCUGCGGGACAGCCUGGCCCUGACUUCCAAUUGUCUGGGCCCUCUGAAACCCCUCAGAACGAAAGCCACGGCCAUAUCAGCACACAGCCCCAGGAUGUGCCGAUGGAAUCCAGCCAGUCCAGGAGGGAUGAUCGGGAUGGGAGAUACAACAGACGAUCAAGGUCGAGGUCUCCUCAGAGAUGCUCGUCGUCCCGUUCGCGGAGGUCCCUCUCCGGCUCACGUUCUCAUCGCUCGAGGUUCCGGCGCUCGCGGUCUCGGUCCAGAGAGCGCUGGAGGGGCUCGCCGAGGUCACGCACUGAGGACCGGAAAGAGAGAGAGAGGAAACAUAAAGGUCUCCCGCCCAUCAGGAGAGAGAUGCUCAGCGUUUGCACCACAACACUGUGGAUCGGUCAGCUGGAUAAGAAAACACAGCAGCAGGACAUCAGCAGCCUGAUGGAGGAGUUUGGGCAGAUCGAAUCUAUAAACAUGAUUCCUCCUCGAGGCUGUGCCUACAUUGUUAUGGUGCACAGACAGGACGCCUCCACAGCCCUGAACAAGCUCAGCAGAGGCAGCGCCAGGAUCAACCACAAGCCCUUCAAGAUUGCCUGGGCGCUGAACAAAGGCGUGAGCUCGCGGUUUAAGAAGUACUGGGACGUGGAGCUGGGAGUCACCUACGUCCCCUGGAGUAAGCUGAAGCCCGCAGAGAUCCCGGCUCUGAGAGAGGGAGGCAUGCUGGACCAGGACACCUUCAAUCCAGAGUGGGCGUCGGUGCUGGAGGACCUGCUUAAGGCUGUUGAAGACCGUGGAAACCCGGAAGGAGAACCGAGCGAUGGAGCUGCCGUCGCCUUGGCUGGGCCUCAGGUACUUGCAGUGAGCGUCGAUUUGGCCAGGUCUCCUGCUGCCAUCACCCCCGCCAUCAUCAGCCCCCCGCACACUCAUACAGCAGACAAGCUGGAGGCCCCUUCAGCAGAGCCCAGUGAAGGUCCCGUGAGCCAGAUGGACUCCCCUGAAGACCCUGUGACCAGCAGCCUGCCUGUUGGAACCCUUCCCGAACCCCCGCAGCAUCCUCCGGGACCCCUUCCUCCAUUCAUUCACCCAUUCCCAAACAACGUGCGUCCAAACAUGCCUCCAGGGAACAUGCCCCGUCCAAACAUGCCUCGUCCAAACAUGCCCCAUCCAAAUGCGCUCCACCCAAACAUGCCCCCAGCGCACAUGCCCCAGUCAACGCUGCCCCAGGGCCCCAUGUUUAGAGAGAGACCACCUGGACCCAUGGGACCCCGUGGACCGCGAGGACCCCAAGGCAGGUUCCGGAUGCCCUUGCCUGGGCCACACGAAGACUUCUCACCCCCAGGCCCUAUGGAGGGGGACCACUGGAACCGUGCCCCUCAUAGGAAUGACUGGAGACACUCUGGGCCAAACAGGGGUCCUGAAUGGUUCGAGGAAGGGCCGCCGCCGUUUAGGCGUGGCGGCUGGGUCCGGGGUGGCCCCCGGGGGCGUGGUCACUUUGCUAAUUGACCACCUGCCUCAAAGACUCCCAGACAUUUUGAAGUUAGGUCUCAGUGAACUUUUCAAAAGUGUGUCUACACAAAUAAAUGUCAUGAGAGGUCACGUGUGCCGAUAAACGUGAUCGGAGCCCAAAGGUCAGCUUCCAUGUUCUUCUACUUGUCCACUGAUUGUAUCCUGUAAGUUAGGUCUUUAGGUCAUUGCUAGUGAAAUAAGUUUGUCACCCUGAGGUUACGUGUGUUAUUGGGAAUAUGUCACACGUGACCUCAGAGUGAAAAGUCUGUUUUGGAAACUGACCACUGACCUUUAACCCUCAAUCUCUGUCUCAUAUACUUGAAGCUGGGGUGAAGUUGCUGCAGAAACUGCGUCGUUCUGAAAUCACGUGUGCCAAUGAACGUUACUGGUGGUCAGAGGUCAGUUUCCAGGUUCCUCUGCUUGUUCAAAGACUCCCACAGACUGUUAGCUUCACGUUUGUGCUUUGAAAGGUUGUGUAAACGCCAUUCCUGUGCAAAGGACUGUGUUGUUUUGAGGUCACGUGUGCCAAUGAAUGUGAUUGGAAACAUUCAAAUCAGGCCUCUGGUCAUAGGGAUGUCCAGAGACUUAAAACUGGCUCAAAGUUUGGAACACAAUUAAUACGUUUCUGUAGAAAUAUUGCCAUGGAAAAAAGUGUGAAAAGGUCACGUGUGCCUGACGAAUGUGAGGACAUGCAGAAGAAUCUGCUCAUGGUGGAAACUGACUGUUAAUGUUUAAAAACAGCCCUAGAGACAUAAAAAUGGGUUAAAGUGGGUACAAAUUAGGUCAUUUAAAUGAAAUUAAACGUCAUUCUAAUGUCACGUGCGCCAGUGAACAGGUUUAUGGCACACGUGAGCUCCCAUCAAAACGAUAUUUUUCUAGUAUUUUGGAAACAAAAGCAAUGUUUGGCCUCAGAUGACCAGCCUAGGGACUGCUGACAUGAAGUUAGGACAAGAUGAGGACAUCUCUGUACAACUUUCAUGGAUUACGCAAUGGUCACUCUGAGGUCACGUGUGCCAGUCAGCGUGAUUGGACAGGUAGAAAAAUCUGCCGCUUUGGAAACAGGUCCCGAAAGAAUCCCAGAGACUUGAAACCAGCUUACGUUUAGGCUGUCAUGGAGAACUUGGUGUGGAAACGUCAUGGCUUUGGAAAUACGUGUGAAAUUCUGAGGUCACGUGUGCCGAUUUGCUUGGUAGAACAAAAAAAAGAGACUCUUAUUUUUGUUAUGUUCUUCGUUUAAACGUGACCUUUUAAGCUUAAAUUUGAGGAUGAUUUUUCUCAGCAGUCAGAAGACUGAAGGAACUGAAAACUGCUUAUUUAUUUAAUUUUUUAAAAAAAUAAGUCACUGUCAGAUGCACUUUUCAUAAUAUUGAAACAUCUUUUGGGCAAAUCCUGACACCCAAGACGUGGAAAAAGCUACUUCCGGGCCUAUAUUGACCCUGUAAAGGCUUGACUGUGUGCCGUGUCCACUCGAACCUGCCCAGGCCUUGAUGAAUAAGUGUUCUAAAACGAAGGAAACAUUUCUGUUCCCAAGCUAUCGUUGUUUUCGAGGUUGUAUAUUUUGGGAUUGCAUGAUUAUAUUUGCCUGACUUUUGGGAAGGAGGAGGAUCCGGGAAAGCUUGCCUGAUUUGAUUGGAAAAGCUGUUUGCGUUUUGAGCGGUCAGCUGGUUUUCAUCCUGUGAGCUCGCUGUUGAUUUUAGUAAACUAUUUUUCUACUAA
This is a messenger RNA of Pygocentrus nattereri (red-bellied piranha), 4745 nucleotides long. It is a transcript of the gene scaf4b, whose product is annotated as SR-related CTD-associated factor 4b. The transcript has 18 exons. The record is from RefSeq and is a predicted model, not a curated record. Gene Ontology annotation, cellular component: nucleus. The coding region runs from base 165 to 3026 and encodes 953 amino acids. Gene Ontology annotation, molecular function: RNA polymerase II C-terminal domain phosphoserine binding; RNA binding. Gene Ontology annotation, biological process: negative regulation of termination of RNA polymerase II transcription, poly(A)-coupled. NCBI's taxonomy places the organism in Eukaryota, Metazoa, Chordata, Actinopteri, Characiformes, Serrasalmidae.